AUGCAUCUCCAAACCCUCCUCCUCCCCGCCGCCACAACCCUCCUCCUAACCCUCCCCCCAACAACCCAAGCCUGGGGUUUCUACGGCCACAAAACAGUCGCCUUACUCGCCUCCCGCUACUUCCUACCCGAAACCGCUCAAUUCGUUCAAACCUAUUUAUAUCGCGGACAAUCCAUCAUGGAUGCCGCCGUCUGGGCGGAUAGAUAUGCACAUAUACCUCUAGGACGGUAUUCAAAAACGUGGCAUUACAUAGACGCGCAAGACGAUCCGCCUAGGGUUUGUGAAGUUAAUUAUAAUCGAGAUUGUGCGGUUAGUAAGGGGGGGUGUAUUGUUAGUGCGCUUGUUAAUAUGACCUCAAGAAUCCAAGACGACACCCUCCCCUGGGCCCAACGAGCCCAAGCACUAAGAUUCAUCCUCCACUUCAUCGGCGACAUCCACCAACCUUUACACACCGAACACGCCCAACUCGGCGGUAACCGUAUAAAAGUCCUUUUCCACGGCCACGAAGCAAACCUGCAUUCAAUCUGGGACUCCAAAAUCCUCGAAUCCCACCGCGGCAGACCCACAGAACGUGGUAUAAUCUCCUUCACUAAUGAUCUACAAUCACGUAUCGAAUCCGGGGAAUAUAAAUCUGAGGCUUCUUUAAACAAUUGGGGGAAAUGUUUGAAUACUACUAGAGCUGAGGAGUGUGCGCUUGUUUGGGCGAGUGGAGCUAAUAGAUGGGUUUGUGAGUAUGUUUUGAAGGAUGGGGAGGAAGGGGUUGAAGGACAGGAGUUGGGGGGGGAGUAUGCUGAUGGGGCGGUGGGGAUUAUUGAGAAGAGUAUUGCGCAGGCGGGGUAUAGACUUGCUGGGUGGAUGAAUAUGUUGGUUACGGGGAGGGAUGGGUUGGAUGAGGGGAUUGGGAGGGAUGUGAAUGUGAAUGGGUGGGAGGUUUUGGAGGGGGUGAAGGAGGGGUUGGAGGAGGGGGAUAGGGAGGUUGAGGAACAGGUUAGGGAGAUGGAGAUGCAGAGGGGGUUUGAGGGGUUGAGGGUGCAGCAUUAG
This is a messenger RNA of Orbilia oligospora ATCC 24927, 1041 nucleotides long. RefSeq lists its product as uncharacterized. The transcript has 2 exons. Lineage: Eukaryota; Fungi; Ascomycota; Orbiliomycetes; Orbiliales; Orbiliaceae. The coding region runs from base 1 to 1041 and encodes 346 amino acids. Gene Ontology annotation, molecular function: nucleic acid binding; endonuclease activity. The record is from RefSeq and is a predicted model, not a curated record. Gene Ontology annotation, biological process: DNA catabolic process.